AUGAGAGCGCUGCCAUCGCCCGGAUUUUAUGGCAGCGUCAACCGAGGACCCGUUCCCCAUAGGUAUUUCUUUUCCCGUGAAAAAGACGCCGCUGUUACCGGUCCUUUUCAUACAGAAGAAGAAUUCGGAAAAGCCAUCGCACUUCGCUCAAAAACUAUGUGGAGCGAAUCGAAUGGUCAUAGCUUUCUCUCCGACUAUCUUGCUCGCCACCUCCCAUUGGCACUUUGCAAUCAUCCACCUGUAUUCACCCACGGAGAUCUCUCCAGGGAGAAUGUUCUUGUCCGAAAGGUCGUCAAUCCUGUCACAAAUGAAGAGGAGUAUGAAGUAGUUGCUCUUGCAGACUGGGAAGCAGCUGGAUGGUAUCCUUCGUACUGGGAAUACUCUCAUAUCUUCCCUCUGUUGCAGUGGGUCGAUGACUGGCCAGAAUAUGUUGAGAAGAUUCUCGAUCCCUUGCCGCUGGAGGGUGCCAUGAUGCGGGUUGUCUUUAGUGCCCUGGAGUUUUAG
This is a messenger RNA of Penicillium canescens, 504 nucleotides long. Its product is annotated as Phosphotransferase enzyme family protein. The record is from RefSeq and is a predicted model, not a curated record. The transcript has a single exon. Bases 1 to 504 code for a protein of 167 amino acids. Lineage: Eukaryota; Fungi; Ascomycota; Eurotiomycetes; Eurotiales; Aspergillaceae.